UUGUUACAGUAUAACAGGCCCCAUAUCCUCCAAUCACAGCACACCACCUUCAAUCUCUCUCUUGAAGAUUUUAGCAAAAAGCUUAGAUUCAUUCCUUGGAGCUGGGUACCUUAGCUUUUGAGCUUCCAAUGAGCGUUGUGGUCUCUCUCAUUUCAUAGGAGUGCUGCCUAUAUAUUCUUUUUCUUUCUUCUCUUUUCUUUGUUGCUCAGACCUCAAGGAAAAAGGAAGAAAGCAGACAGAUCUUUUCCCAGCUUUUCAUUUUUUCACUUCUACUACCUCAGGAAAUCAGUUUUCCAUCUGCGUUUUCAAUUUCCACAUUUUUUUUCUUAUUUGUUUUGAAGUUUUAGCUUCUCUCCAGUUUAGUUUUCUUUGUUUCCCUAACAUCGAAGAGCUUGAAUAUGCUCUCUUAGUCCACCGCCAAGCUUUCCUCUAUUCAAAUUCUUCGCUUCUCUAUCUCAGUUCCUGAGAAUUGUAUCUGGGUUUUUACUCUCUUGCUAUAGAAAGUUUUGCUUGUUUGUUUUCCAUGGAAGUUUAACUGGGUAUAGAUCUCAGUAGUGGUUCUAGGGUUUCAUCCUAGAAUAUUUUGAGAGUAUUUUCGGUUUUAUUAUAAAUGGAUUUUACCAAAUUUUUUUCUUUGAUUUUCGGAAAGUCGGGUCUUUUGUAGAUUCCUCGGGGGUAUGACUGCACCACGAAAAAAGCUAUUCUGAUUCCUCUUUAAUGCUUCCUGAUUUAACACUGAUAUUUUUCUGGAGAAACCUCCACCUCUCCGCAUUUCCUAUCUGGGUUCUUUUCCUUUUUCCUCUGUUUCACCAAAUUCAGCGCCUCUAGCCAAUUUUUUUCACUGAAAUUCUCGGAUUUGUUCCAAUCUGUUUCAUGUUAUAAUAGUUUUGCCUCUCAAUUUGAUGCAAUGAAGUGGGAAAUGGCACUUCUUUCACCUGCAUCGCAUCAUUCAAGCACAAAUUGGCUAAUAGAUGAGAGCAAGAGCACCAAGUGGACUCCAGCAGAGAACAAGAUUUUUGAGAAUGCUCUCGCAGUGUACGAUAAGGACACUCCUGAUAGAUGGCACAGGGUUGCUGCUAUGCUUCCUGGGAAAACUGUAGGGGACGUUAUAAAGCAGUACAGAGAAUUAGAAGUUGAUGUUAGCAAUAUAGAGGCGGGGCUGAUUCCAAUUCCUGGAUACAGAACCUCUCCCUUUACAUUGGAUUGGGCUACCAGUAAUACCUGCGACGGCUUCAGACCAUCGUAUUCUCUCGGAGGGAAGAGAUCUUCAGGUCGGCCAGCCGAUCAGGAGAGAAAGAAAGGAGUUCCAUGGACAGAGGAGGAGCACAAGCUGUUCCUGAUGGGCUUGAAAAAGUAUGGCAGAGGAGACUGGAGAAAUAUAUCCCGGAAUUUUGUUGUAACUAGAACUCCAACGCAGGUGGCUAGUCAUGCACAAAAGUAUUUUAUCAGGCAGCUUUCAGGAGGGAAAGAUAAGAGAAGAGCUAGUAUUCAUGAUAUAACAACUGUCAACCUUAACGACGUGAGAACUCCGUCGCCGGACAAUAAAAGAUCACCACCUUCACCUGAUCAACCCAAUACUGUGCUUUCUCAGCAUGCCAAUGCUGUUGGCCUGCCUAGAACGCAUUUUCAAUGGAAUCAACCCAAUAGUGGAGGAACAAUGGCUUUCGGUGCAUCAAAUGGGAAUAUGUUGUUGUCUUCUCCUUAUGGAAUUAACUCAUAUGGGCUUAAAAUGCAAGCUCAAAAUCUGCACAGAGAAUCUUACAUUUCACCUCAAAGUUUAGCCUUUCCGAUGCAAUCUGCACAGCACUAUCCUCAUGGAUGAGAGUGUUCUAUGGUUUCAAUUUCUCCAAUGCCAUCUUUUCUUUUAGUGUCGCUUCCUUUUUGCUUUUAUCUGGGGUCUUUGUGUAUAUGUCAUCAAGAAUGCAAGUUUAGUCCAUAGCCGGUACUAGAACUUGGAGGAUAAAGGAUUCUGUUUUGCUUGGCAUUUCAAUCUCUUAAUUAUAAAACUGAAAGGGAAGAUUCCAUCUUUCCAAUGUAUAAAAUGGUGAUCUCUAUCCAAAUGAGCAUGGGAAAUGUGUUCAAUGGAUAGAGUUGUUGUAAAAGGGAAUGGGAAAUGAUUCUGAAGUGAGACUUAGACUUCACAGUUGC
Manihot esculenta (cassava) is the source of this 2148-nucleotide messenger RNA. Its product is annotated as transcription factor DIVARICATA. Lineage: Eukaryota; Viridiplantae; Streptophyta; Magnoliopsida; Malpighiales; Euphorbiaceae. The record is from RefSeq and is a predicted model, not a curated record. Bases 908 to 1822 code for a protein of 304 amino acids. The transcript is spliced from 2 exons. Gene Ontology annotation, molecular function: DNA binding.